Molecule: messenger RNA, 1650 nt
Organism: Vitrella brassicaformis
Lineage: Eukaryota; Vitrellaceae
Source: the annotation of a GenBank genome assembly
GCCUCCACUCAAAAAUGAUCCAUCCAACCGUGCACACGGCAAAAGUCUCUUCUCGUCCCCACAUACACACGAACACACACAUCAAUAUAACCGACACGCACACGAGCGCUACACACAGAGACAUCCGCUCACCCACACAUGUGACUGACAUGCCGAUCAUGUUGACAUCUCCCCUCCAUUUCCGUGCCAUCCGCCCGCCUCCUCUGGACUCACGCACCAGAAGCUGUCUUUGCCUCGAUGAGCUUCUGUUUGAUGGUGUCUAGCAGGGCCACGUGGCGUGUCUUGAGAGGCUGCUGCAUCCACUCAGGCACACUCGACCGGACGUCGACCUGCACACAAACAACAUGACGAUCAUCGUGAGACACAGACAGAAGGAGGACCUGUGCAACCUGUGGGUGUCGGGUGUGGUGUCCUCUCACCUGCUCUACGUAGGCGAUUUGCAGAGUGCCGUCAUCGAGCUUGCGACACUCAAAGCCCACCAACUAAAGCAACAAACACCAAACCCGUACAGAUGAGAUGACUGUGUCUCCCUGUCUGUGUCAAUGUCGCCUACCAGUAUUUCGCCCCUGAAGUGCGUCUCCGAUUCAUACGGCAGCUCGAGACCCGUUAUCGACUGCACCUGGUGAUCCCCCGAACCACCCACCUGCAACCCAAUAAGCACACAGACACACAAAAAUAAGGAUGAGUGAUUUUCUCGACGGUCUUUACUCACUCGACGAGAGUAGUGUCUGAGGCAUCCGUAGUCCCUGCCAGGAAUGCCGAUGAAGGGCGAGUAAUCCGCUAUGUAAGACACGUCCAUUUUGGUGUCGUCACCCGUCGGCACAGGCACGUCAGACACCUUACACACUGCAAACCCACCCAGCCAGCCACCCCACCCCAACCAGCCGAUGGACGUCCGUGCAUUCCCAGAUGCACGCACCGCCCCGUACCUUUCUCCACAAGUGGGUCGUACACUUUGAGGUUGUUGCUGUCCCACAGGUAUGCCAUAACGUCGUCCACCUCUAGCCCGCCGUGGCCCCCCAUCUCCUCAGGGCGGAUCAGCACACGCCCCCGGGUCAUGAACACCUCACCAGCAGCCGAACGCGACCAUGCCUGCACGAAACAAACACCGGCAAGGGCAAUGAGCACCACACACUUCACGGGUCGGUCUUUUACUACCUCUGUCUUUCCGAAGUGUCCGAUGGACGUCCAUUCCAUCGGGGCAAGGCUGUGGUCGGCUGCUGGUGAAGUGUCGUCAAGAUCCAGAGAGGCCCGCGUGCUCUGCGGCGCCAGCGACGUGACGACGGAUCCCUUCAACUUGGGAGGCGACAGAUCGCUAACGCACCGGAGCAGCCUCUCUGACGCACUCACGCCCUGAUGAGAUACAAAGGAGCAGUAUACGUCUUCAGGGGCGCCCUCUGUUGUAUCUUAUGCGUUCCUUUGUGCAUGCCUUUUGUAGGAGCCCUUCGACAACAUGCCUGCAGACAGCCACAUGGAUGGAUGGGUGGAUUGGUUCUGUGCGUUGCGUGGUGUGGUGUGUGUAGGUAUCUGGGACAACUACCGCUCUGUGUUGAGCGCUACUUUGUGGAUAUCUCUGUUGGGGGUGGCGACCGUCCGCUGCUGGGUCGCCAUUAGGAGCUAAUAUACAACUAGAAAAACUGCCCUCACGCG